AUGGAUGAGGACGACACAAAUGUGGAACCAAUGUUCGAUUAUCACGGCUUCGACGAAGGGUAUAACAUUGACUCACUCGAAGACAUUGUGAUGAUUGAAUUUUGGAACAUCAGGGACGAAUAUGUAUGUCAUUUUCACUUUUCUGAUGUCAACAUUACAUUUGAGUUCUACAAUAGAUAUGCAAGGCCAAGAGGCUUUAGUGCUCGGAAGAACAGGACUAGGAAGAGUCGUGCGAGCGUACUUAAGUUGAAGAAUUUUGUAUGUCAUCGUGAAGGAUUUAGACCACAAAAUAAUAAUGGCAUUGGAAACUUUAAGAAAAAACCUACACCAGAGACAAGGUGUGGCUACAGUGCAAUGAUGGAGAUUCGUCUAGAUGCACCUAGUGAUCGUUGGUUUAUUUCUUAUUUUUCUGAUGAACACAGUCAUCCGCUUCUGGAUCCUCGGUUGACUGGAUUGUUUCGUGGGCAUAGAUUCAUGUCCGAGGCUGAUAUUGGCCACAUGAUUAACAUGGAAAAGGGUGAGAUUAGUGUUGGACAGAUAUAUCGAACAUUAGCAAAUUAG
Molecule: messenger RNA, 561 nt
Organism: Arachis ipaensis
Lineage: Eukaryota; Viridiplantae; Streptophyta; Magnoliopsida; Fabales; Fabaceae
Source: RefSeq, a predicted model, not a curated record